This is a messenger RNA of Colletotrichum destructivum, 4557 nucleotides long. Its product is annotated as Putative KxDL domain-containing protein. The transcript has 4 exons. The record is from RefSeq and is a predicted model, not a curated record. NCBI's taxonomy places the organism in Eukaryota, Fungi, Ascomycota, Sordariomycetes, Glomerellales, Glomerellaceae. Gene Ontology annotation, cellular component: endosome; BLOC-1 complex. Bases 2653 to 3225 code for a protein of 190 amino acids. Gene Ontology annotation, biological process: endosome organization; regulation of protein localization.
UAAAAAAAAAGUCCUGACAACGCAUCACCACCACAUUAAAUGCCCGAACCCUGCUGCACUUCUGCCUGACCUGACCGCCUAGACUCACACUCAACGUCAACGUUGAUUUUAGGAAGGACAUCCGUUUGACUCCGGUCACGUUCUCAAGGCAUCACCGUUUUCGACUGUGGCAAUCAAUCAAUCGUCCUCUCAACCCUUUCCGCCCAGGCCGAUCACCGCGGAGCACUGAUGUACUCCACCCCGCCGUUUCCACGUCCCAGUUCACUCUGGGUGCAUGUGGCUCACGCAGCCCAACGAAACGACGACACGAGCUGCGUGGGAGUGGGAAUCUCGACGCCGCUUUUAACGACUAUCAUGUUGUGAGUAGGUAAUGGGUGGAUGGCCUGGGGGGGUGUGGACCGAGUUUGUUCUCGUCCUGUAUCGUGCUGCCGUAUCUUUGCCGUCUCGUCGUCGUUGGAGACGUAAACGACAAACGUAUGUACGCCUUGCGUUUGGGAGAUACAUGCCUCGAGGGGAAACACCAGGUUCGUUCGCAAUUGCGAACGAAGGGAAGCAAGACGGAGAGGAGAAAUACCCCGGCCUGACUUGCCCCGUUACAUUCCCAUUUUCCCAUCCUAUCCCAUCCCGUGCUUUGUAAAUCUCCCUCUCUCUCACAACACACACACACAAAUACUGUGUCUCUCUCUUUCUCUGUCCUGAUCCAACCCACAACACCCUGCCCUACUCUUUCCCACUUGUCCCGAAGUCCCUUUUGCUUCUGACCCCAAUCCAUCUUUCCUCUUGCAACCCAUCCCGUCCCAUCCUAUCAUGUCAUCGUUGACUCGUCGCCUUCCUUGGACCACAGUCUCGAUCCACGUUGGCUCCGGUCUAUCCCCCGGUACCCCGAGUUUCCCUCACCGUUUUGACUUCUAUCCGUUCCAUCCCGUCUGUCUCCAUCUUCCUACUACUAUCCUCAAAACAAAUUCGUCAUGAAUCGGGACGGCACCGCCCCUCUUCCUCUUCCCCUCCCUCUCCCCAUGGACGGCGGAUAGCCCUUCGGCUUGCGCCUGACUGGGCCAAUGUUCCAUACGACACGCAUGGCACCUCCGUCAUAUGUAGGCCUCCUUUCCACCUCCCAUCUGCAGCCAUGGCGCGUGUGUUCCGAGCCGAGUAAAUAGAUUGUCUGCCGUCUUUCGACCCGAGGUUCCUCGACAAACGUCACCCCUCUAGACCACACACACAAGCAUGCGUCUUACAUGCACACCUAGCUUCGCACCCCUUGGCCCUUUGGUACCAAAGCAUACCCCCGACUCUCUUGUCAUGGCACCGCAUGGGCGUGGGCGGAACUGGAUGGGGCCGAAAAGAACCCCUUCACUUCCAAUGGCCGUUCCUGCUCACAGAGCCCCAUUCCCCUGGCUUGCAGAUGCAACCCAUUCCAUCCUUGUCCUAUUACCUACCUACCUGCCUGUCUGUGUAUCCAUAUGUGGGGAGGCGUGUGGGAGAAGCGACGUACCUCCCUUGCCGUCACUGCACGUCUCUUCGUCGCCGUUUUACACGACAUGCAUGGCUUUUUCUCUCUUUCUCCCUCAGCCCACAUUCCUGUCUCUCGUACAGACUGCUCUUCGCCAACCUGCGCCGGUCAUGUCCGUGACCCUUGGUCCUGCCGGACUGUUCCUCCCCUUCGUCUUCCCUGUUCUUCCUUCCGACACUAGCCUAGGUGCCUAGGCUAGUUCUCAGGUUGCCCCGAAUAUCCAGACAGAUCCAUUGCCUCUUCCGGGCCACCCAUUCCUCCAUCGUGGCCCUCUCCACCAAUACAGCCCAUGGUGCUCGCCUCUCGGCAUAUGCGGACAGACACCUUGCUCGCUUCAUCACUCUUCUUUUGCCAUCGAAACUCGCCGUUUUAACAUGCCUCUUGGAACAUGGAAGCCCAGCCUGCAGAUGGCCAAUUUACUUGCUUGCCUCCUCCCCCCAUCUUGACCAAUGGUUCCAUCCAUUGACAUUCCGCCAUUGUCCGCUACCACCCUCAAUGCUCACACCCUCAAUAUCCAACUGCAUCGUAGCUCGAUAUGUCUUUUUGUUUUCUUCUUUUUUCCCCUCUCACUCCUCCCCCCACAGGCAGGCAACACGGGUGAAGACAGGGCAGGUCGACCGGAUGCCGCUCUAUCAUGGUUGUCAUCGUCGUCCGUCCGCGACCCUCUCUACUCUCAUCGUCCCAUCACAUCAUGCCCCUUGGACUAUUCUGUCCGUUCACCCUUUGGUGGACCGGGGACCACCGGCUCUUGCCAAAGCCACAGCUUGUCAUCGGACGAAUCGAGGGCUUGAUUGUCUUAUCCUCCCCCCAGAUGAAGCGAUGGAGCCCGGGAAGGGUCUGGGGGAGAGGGAGAAAAAAAAGUAUAAAAGGGCACAUCUUGAGCGGUCUGAUUCUGUUUACUUCUUCUUCCUUUCUUACUACAGCUCCAGAGCAUAUUCAAAGCUUCUAUACACCUUCUCCAAACUUCUCCUUCGUUGCAAAACAAGCAACUUCCUUGCACACUCUUGUGUCUCACCGAGUGCCGCCAUCCUCAGUCCACACUCGGACUUAGUCACCACUUGUUUGAAGGCAAACAAGUUGCUACACUCGCACAUACACGUCACGCCUUUUAUUGUUGACUUGAAUCAGCCGCCUCGCCCAUCAUGUCUUCUUCCCACUACAACUCCCACUACUCCCUCCCCAUGCCCGUCCCCUCCCACAAGGGCCAGCACUACCCAGGCUACGGCAGCACCUACUCGGUCUCGCCCCCAGAGACGGACGAGUCCGUGAGCUCUGGUACCAGACCCUCAUACAGCAACAGCGGCUACUCGGGCGGCUACUCGGUCGCCAACUCUAGCUACGCCGGCAGCAACAGCGGCGACUUUGAGAGCACGCACCACUCGGCCAGCGGCGUCGAUUUCAACGACUACAUGCAGGACCGCUUCGCCCAGACGUUUGACCCCAUCCCCCUCGACCGCAAUAUCGCGGUCCAGGCGCAGACAUCCGGAAAGCUCAACGCAAAGCACCGUGAGCUGCUGGAGCUGCAGAAGAAGGCACAAGCCCGUCUCGCAAAGACGCGCGAGCGCUUCAACGAGGGCUACCGCGACGCUCAGGACGUGCGCGCGGACCUCGAGUGGACGCAGAAGAAAGUCUCAUCACUCAAGAGCAAGACUUCCCGCAAGCACACCAAGGAGUACAACAAGGCGCGCGCACGCUAUCCCUCGCCCGAGUACUAAGAAUCUACGCGGUUUCUAGUGUUCUGUGACGAGAGAAAUUUCAGCCGCGCGACAUGGCCGACGUUGAAAAAAGACGGCGACCGGCAUCUUCUAUUCUAGCCUUGCCACACCUACUCUCUUCUAGCGUGUCAUUUUCAAGUAUUACCGAAAAAAGUUUCAGCGCGUCGUUAACACCACUAUACACACCAUCUCCAAACGCACGACAUCCUUACAUACGGCACACAUCCCUGCCGACGGCAACGGCACUGCAGGAACAGCGGAGAAGGGAACGCGCCAGAGCCCCGGGGAUUUCCUUUGCAUUUCGUCCACUUUUUGAUGAGCGCACGCCUCCCUCCAUCUCGGCCUUGUUUUGCUUGUUUUUUGGGCACAUAUUGGGCUGGCAAGGGAGGGGAAAACGGAGACAGGGGCCCCAGGCGAACCCGACAGUCGGGACGGGUUGACGCGCAGCGGCACGGCGCGGGGCGAACAUGGGUGGUGUUUGUGGUGGUGGAGGUGGUGGGCGGCCGCCCAGCCCACCCAUCUCACGCUGCUUUUGCAGAAAUGUCUGGCUGGCAGCAGCGGCGAGCUGAGGAGAGAAGGUUAAGGCAGGGUCCAAGGAGUGUGGGUUGACGGAGAGAAGAUUCCCACGCAGCCGGGAAGACCUCCACACACACGCACGCAUGCAUCGUUUCCUCCCCCAACUUCGGCGCCGGCCCCUGGCUGACGCAGUACUGUGGGGUUCCGACGACCUUCCUUUGGAUCUUGGCCAGGGGAGGUUUGUUGCACGAGACGAUUAUGAGAUAUGAUUGGACGAGCGGGAAAUGGUUUGGGCGGUUUCUUGUUUUUAAAAAAAGAGUACACACACGCCCUCCCUUCUUAGAGGAGUGCCGACAGGGCCAGACCAGGGCAAGCGCCUGGGGAGGGUGCUGCAGUAGCCUUUUCAGGGUCCCUCCAGAGACCGGCAGACGGUUUCAGUGGAGCAGGAAGGGGUGGAGGUAAGGGGAUCGAGACCGAGAGACCAGGCGAGGGGGUAUACAGUGUUGGCAUUUCUGUAAGGCACGCUUGUCCUUUUCGGGGCUUUGAGAUACUGCCCUUUCGGGAAGGGAAACGACAGGGACGGGUUGAUAUCGUGACGGUCCUCAUGGCCUGGCGGACAUACUGUGCCUCUAACCCCCUGGCGGUGCUGUAGCGGCGAUGGUGGCGUUCUUAUCCACGGUUCAUAGUCGUAUAUCGUAAGCCAUUUCCUGUUCGGUCGUGGUGGUUUCCUUCCAGGCCGCCGUCCGCGAUAUGUCCACCGUAACCCCACCGUCGUGAUGCGAAGGUGUCCGUCUUGCCACCGUAACAGUCCCUCCC